AUGACUGAGGAUGAGCAUAGUCGCCAGCAGCCUUUCUCAGGUAUUCGCCAUCUAGGAUAUGUGCAGAUCAAGCUCGACUGGACCAGAACAUGGCAAUUAUCCAUACGUCGAUCGCAGGCCACGGUUGGUGUCGAAUUAUCACCUCACAUGGUUACACAUGAGCCAGCGAUGCUUGCUCAAGGUUGUUCAACGCUUCUCUCACCGCCAUUUCCUCCCAUGUACAGAUUUCUUGUGCAUUUCACAACAUUCAUACAUUUAUACCGUACGAGCCACCGCGCAGCGCAAGCUCAUGCCUCUCAGCUGGAGAAGGAAAUACUCCCGUAUUGGCUAUCUCCAGUCAUUCUAAACGCCUCGUACUGCGACGGCAUUAUCACAAUCGGGCAGGAAUGA
Plenodomus lingam JN3 is the source of this 390-nucleotide messenger RNA. RefSeq lists its product as uncharacterized. Lineage: Eukaryota; Fungi; Ascomycota; Dothideomycetes; Pleosporales; Leptosphaeriaceae. The record is from RefSeq and is a predicted model, not a curated record.